This is a messenger RNA of Striga asiatica, 729 nucleotides long. The record is from the annotation of a GenBank genome assembly. NCBI's taxonomy places the organism in Eukaryota, Viridiplantae, Streptophyta, Magnoliopsida, Lamiales, Orobanchaceae.
AUGGUGGUGCUGAGAAGGCCCGUCGGUGGGCUGGGGGUCGCAGCUCGGUGUUCUGUGAAGGCCGGAGGUCGAGGCUCACGGAGGUCGCAGCCCAUCGGAUGUCGAGGCCCGUCGAAAGUCGCAGCUCGGUGUCACGGUGUUGAGGUUGAGACUCAUCGGUUGUGGUCGAGCACGGCUGGUGGACGGAGAUCGCGGCUCGUGGCUCUGCGCAGAGGUCGAAGGCCGUCGUCGCAGUUGGUGGUCGCGGCUCCGGUCGCCGGGAAGAACAGAGCACGCUUAAAACGAGUCGCCGGACAGGGUUGUGGUUGCCGGGAGUCAAACGCGCGGUCGCCGGCCGGCGUUAGCUCGAACUCGCCGGGAAAUAUCAGAAACGCCGGAGAGAUUCACGGACGACAGUCUCGCGACCUAAGGUUGCUCUGGCCGACGGAAUUCGAGGCUCGAGGUCGCGGCUCGCUGCUUGUGGACUGGAGUUCGCAGGAGUCGGAGGAUCUCUGGUCGCCGGUCGGAACUCUGAAGGUCCGGACGACGCCAUUGCUGUUUAUAAGUGUAUUAUCAAACUUGUCGUAUCAGCAGACUGUAAAGUUGUUCAAGCGGACCUCUUUCGGGAAGGGAAAAAAUCCAAAGUCCAUAAAGUAUUCUUUGCAUGGAUUUUCCCUGGCUAUUGUGACUUGGGCAUUUGAGGCGCUACCCGACUUAGGAAGAGAAUUUGCAUGCUGGGAAGAAUGUUGA